This is a messenger RNA of Penicillium coprophilum, 804 nucleotides long. Its product is annotated as Glucose/ribitol dehydrogenase. Lineage: Eukaryota; Fungi; Ascomycota; Eurotiomycetes; Eurotiales; Aspergillaceae. The record is from RefSeq and is a predicted model, not a curated record. The transcript has a single exon. Bases 1 to 804 code for a protein of 267 amino acids. Gene Ontology annotation, molecular function: oxidoreductase activity.
AUGACCCGCCAGGCAGAAAAAUACGUGGGACGCUUAUGCGACAAAGUCGUGCUCAUCGUGGGAGGGACUUCAGGCAUUGGCUACGCUGUCGCAGAGGCCGCACUGGAACACAAUGCAAUUGUGAUUGUCGCUGGAUCCAAGCCAGACAAACUGGAGCAGGCCAUUGCCAAACUCAAACUUUCAUAUCCAUCGCAAACCUCCAAAACGCGACUGAGGGGGAUUACCAUUGACCUCGCCGACGCCGAGAACCUGGAAGAAAAUGUGCAAUCUCUGCUACGAUUCGCCGCCAACGGGGCGAGGAUAAACCAUGUUAUUAUCACCGCCGCAGACAUGAUGCCUCCGCCUCCGCCGUUGUCUGAAAUCACCGUUCACAGUGUCGAGCGAUCAGGCCGCAUCCGCUAUACGGCACCAUUGAUCAUCGCCAAAUAUCUCCCUCAGUACAUGAACCAAGUUUCGGAAAAUUCUCUCACUCUGACGAGCGGCGCUCACGGCCAUAAACCUGAUCCGGGCUGGUCUGCCAUUACUGGCUACAUUGGAGCGGUUGAAACGAUGAUGAAGGCUUUGGCCGUCGAUCUGAAACCCCUCCGUGUGAAUGUUGUUUCUCCAGGGGCGAUUAUAACCGAGGUCGUGCGGGAAAUGUUAGGCCCGCACUACGACAUGGCCAUUCAAAUGGCGAAAGACAAGUCCUUGGUGGGUAGUGCCGGCACUCCGGAGAGUGUAGCUCAGGCGUACCUGUAUCUUAUGAAGGACCAAUUCGUCACUGGAACCGUGCUGGAGACUAAUGGGGGCUUGCUGUUGGCCUGA